AUGGCUCGCGGCGGUAAACCCAGCAGCACGCGCCCGUCGUCCGCGGGCGCGAAGAAGAAGCGCCAGGGCGGGCACGAGGAGUGGAUGGACGACGAGGUGGACGCGCAUCAUCGCGGCCGCGACAAGAUUUCGCUCGAUCCCGACGACGACGAUGAGGACAGCGAGGACGACUUCGACGACGCCGCGGACGCGGUCAUGGACCUCGACGACGACAGCGACGACGAGGAAGACAGCGACGACAGCGACGACGACGACGACGACGAGGAUGAGGAGGAGAAGGACGACGAAGACGCCGCCGCCGACGACGGCGACGCGUACGAUUCGCAGGAGGACGAGGAGGACGCGGCGCUCAUCCGCGCGAUGAAGGCGCAGCAGAAAAAGCUCAACGCCUCCGGGGUCACGCGCGCGAAGAAGGACGACGACGAGUCCGAGUCCGAGUCCGAGUCCGAGAGCGACGGCCCGGGCAUCAGGGGGAAGAAGAAGUCCGACUUCUACGGCGACGACCGCGAGGUGGACCACGAGGGGCUCGAGGACGAGGAGGACCGCGAAGAGGAAGAGAAGGAAGCGCGGCGGAUGCAGCGAUCGCUCGCCGAGGGGAUGGACGCAGCGGACUACGGUUUAUCCGAGUCCGAGUCCGAGUCCGAGUCCGCGUCCGAGGAGAAGACGCUGGGCGCGAAAGCGAAGAAGCUCGCGUCGUCCGGGAAGAAGACCAAGACGGGCGAGGCCGCCGCGAAGGAUGACAAGAAGAGGGCGAAGAGGGCGAAGAAAAAGCCGAAGAGCGACGGGAAAGACGCCGACGCCGCCGCCGCCGUGAUCGAAGCCCUGGGCGAGGACGACGCCCACGGCGCUGGCGCGGCCGCGACAGACGCGGUGACGGCGGACGCGCCGGAGAUCAUGGCCCUGCAGAGAGAGCUCGCGAAGAACUUGGAAGAGGUCAAGAACGUCGUCGAGCCGGCGCUCCAGGUGGCGAAAAAAGGCGGCUACGCCACGGAGCUCGGGAUAUCGUACUUGGAAACGAAGCACAUGCUCAUGCUGUCGUACUGCGUCAACAUCGUGAUGUACCUCUUGUUGAAGUCGGAAGGGGUCGCCGUGAAGGACCACCCCGUCGUCGUGAGGCUCGUGGAGAUUCGAACGUACUUGGAAAAGCUGCGACCGAUCGAUCGGAAGCUCAAGUACCAGAUCGAGAAGCUUCUGAAGCUCGCGAGCGAACAGAACGAGAGGGAAGAGCUCGGCGACGGCGACGGCGGCGGCGGCGGCGACGCCGGCGAGGACCCGCUCGCGUUCAGGCCCAACCCGGACGCGCUCGUGAGCAAAGUUGAGGAGGACGCCGCGGACGGCGACGGCGACGGCGGCGUGUACCGCCCGCCGAAGAUGCUCCCGACGUCCAUGGAGGACUUCGAAGAGGGCGGGAAGAGCAACAAGGAGAAGAGGAAGGAGAAGGAAGCGCGGCGACGCGCGAGUCGAAGCGCGCUCAUCAAGGAACUCGCGCAAGAGCUCGGGGAAGCCCCCGAAGAGCUCGGCGGCGGCGAGGGCGACAUGUCCAGCGCCUUCGCGAAGCGCGAGUUUGCGCGAAUGGAAGCCCGCGCGAAGAUUGAAGAGGACCUCUUCACGCGCGUGCCGUUGUCCAAGACUGAACGGCGUCGACAAAAAGCGACGACGAGGUCCGUCAACUCGCUGUCCCAGGUUGGCGACUUCGGCGACGACGUCGCGGACCUCGUCGAGGUCGCGGAGCAGGCGGACGGACGCAAACGACAGCGGCUCGUGGACGCCGUGUCCAUGGGCGCGCCGGCGAUUCAAAAGCGGCCGAAGCCAGUCGGCGGCGACGCUCUGGAGCCGACGAGAGACACCCUCGGCGACCGCAGGAGCAAGUACGAGAAGGGCGUCAACCGGAAGAUCGCCGAGCGCGAGGCGGCGAAGAACGAGGGCAUGUACGAGGACGACACCCCGAAGCAGCACGUCGAGGACGACGACGCGUACGUCGACGCCGCGGCGACGAGGGACGCGAAGCGGCGGGCGAAGGAGGACAAGUACCGCCGCCGAGCCGGGAUCAUCGCCGUGCCGGAGCGAGAGAUGGAGGACGACGACGCGAAGAGGGACGUCGGGAAGAAGAUCAUGGCGAACCGUGGGCUCACGCCGCACCGGAACAAGGACCACAAGAACCCGCGGAAGCGUCUGCGCGACAAGUUCGCCAAGGCGGUGGUUCGGAGGAAGGGGCAAGUGCGGAGCAUGCGCGACGACGGCGGCGCGUACGGAGGGGAACAAACGGGGAUCAAAACCUCCGUCACCAAGUCGCGGAAGUUUGGAAAGUGAGGAAGGAGGACGCAGUACGCGCACGCGUACAGUACACGUACGCGCGCGAAUGUUUCUUAGACGCGGCGACGACGACGGCGACGACGACGGCGACGACGUGCGCGAUUUAUACGUUGUCGUGUCACAUCGACGAACCUAUAGACCAACAAGAA
Molecule: messenger RNA, 2462 nt
Organism: Micromonas pusilla CCMP1545
Lineage: Eukaryota; Viridiplantae; Chlorophyta; Mamiellophyceae; Mamiellales; Mamiellaceae
Exons: 2
Coding region: 1-2310 (769 amino acids)
Biological process (GO): maturation of SSU-rRNA from tricistronic rRNA transcript (SSU-rRNA, 5.8S rRNA, LSU-rRNA)
Cellular component (GO): nucleolus; small-subunit processome
Source: RefSeq, a predicted model, not a curated record